Molecule: messenger RNA, 822 nt
Organism: Eruca vesicaria subsp. sativa (arugula)
Lineage: Eukaryota; Viridiplantae; Streptophyta; Magnoliopsida; Brassicales; Brassicaceae
Source: the annotation of a GenBank genome assembly
CAACAACACAAUACAUAGGAACCAAAAGCAAAUAUUAUAAAUAUAAUGAAGAAGGCGGCAGAGUUCGUGAAGAAUAUAAUAAACAUGUUGGCUGGACUUGCGAAAGACAAGACGAAGGAGCUAAAGAGGAAGACAAGAGCCUUUAAGACCCGUCUUGUAAUCUUCUCGCUACUCCAUAACAGAAACAUGAUGGUGAGUUCGUGGUCUCACAAGCUCAAGUCCAAACCAACAUCAAGAAACCUUGAAGAUGGUAGUAAAGAUAAAACUAACAUGGUGGUGGUGUAUAGCCACAACGCCAUGUCUAGCCCUCCUGCUGCCUCUCCUCAAUAUGUACGAUAUAUAGAUGAGGAAGAUGAAGAAGAAGAAGAUGAAAAGUAUCCAGACCUCAGACACUCGCUGUUUGAGGCAGAGGGUUCAGUGAUAGACAUGGUGAAACACUCAAAGGAGGACAAGGGAGAGGAGUUUCGGUUGGAAGAUGAGAUCGACAACGUGGCUGAUCUUUUCAUUACCAGGUUCCACCGGCAGAUGUGGUUGCAGAAGCAGCUUUCUCUCGAGAAUAUUCAAGACAUAGCAGCCUGAUUCUUAUCUUGUGAUAUACAUAUAUAUACAUAACGCCCCUUCUCUUUUUCUGAGGGGUGAAGGACGCAAUGAUCCUUUUAGAUUGCUUAUUAGCAUAGUGAAAUGAAAAACAGGACGUAUACACAUGUACGUUUCUUGAACAAUGAAUAAAGUUGUUUUCUUUGUCGUUGUUUUGUAAAAUAGUUGACCACCACAUAUAUUGACUACGUACACCACAGGUCCACAAUGACCGUUAUGUAUUGU